GGUCAAACCACCCCACACACACACACACACUCCAGACGGGAGCCAGCAGGUGUAACAGCUGGCGCGAGCUUCAGGCGGUGAACACGCGUUAAACAUGCGGUGGUCCAGUCUGACGGUCCUCUCCCUCCUCUUCUCUCCAGUGCUGCCGUUGACGUGCUAUGUGUGCAGCUCUUCUUCCACCAACGAGGACUGCAGCAAGUAUACUCAGGACUGUCCGGCACCGCUGAACACAUGCAUGACUACCGUUGAUACUUUAGGUUUAAUGAAGGCCAUAGUGAAGCAAUGUGCCAGUCAGGCCACAUGUAAAGGAGCCGCCUCAGCCGCAUCAGUUGAUGCCAACGGAAACGGGAACCGCGUGGACUGCUGCAACUACAACAUGUGUAACUACAGUAGAGCUGAGUCCGUUCACACACACACAAGCCUGAUGCUUCUAACCGCAUGUGUGUUAGUGCUGCAGUCAAUCUGAGGUCAACCCUGUCAAAAUAAAGCUCCAGACUACAGCACACUACUACAGCCCUAUUAUUAAAGAUAUUCAUAUCCAUGUAAAACAGUGGUUGUUUUGAACAUAGUUUAAAUUUAAAACGUCUCAUCAGGACUCUGUUCUCUCUGAAACAACCCUUAUCAGUCGAAUUCUAGCCUAGAGGUCAUGGGCUACAAUAUAUAUAAUCAUAAUGAAUAUUGAAGAUAAACAGUCUGUUUUCUGUUUCAUCAUUAUUUUUAUUUCAUUGUUUUUUUAACUUCUAUUUGACAACAUGGCUGAUUUAGCCAAGAAGACAAAAUAAAAACCAGUGUUUACUAAUACGAGUUCUGUACAAUAACCAGUGAUACACACCAGUAUAGCUUACAAUAUACCAACAUGAGCAGAUUUACACAACAACAAGGAAAUAAAAUAGAUUGUUUUGUUUUAUUUUUACAUUUUUUUUAUCCCUAUAGCA
Betta splendens (Siamese fighting fish) is the source of this 935-nucleotide messenger RNA. Its product is annotated as prostate stem cell antigen-like. The record is from RefSeq and is a predicted model, not a curated record. Bases 95 to 466 code for a protein of 123 amino acids. NCBI's taxonomy places the organism in Eukaryota, Metazoa, Chordata, Actinopteri, Anabantiformes, Osphronemidae. The transcript has 3 exons.